Fomitopsis serialis is the source of this 612-nucleotide messenger RNA. RefSeq lists its product as uncharacterized. Lineage: Eukaryota; Fungi; Basidiomycota; Agaricomycetes; Polyporales; Fomitopsidaceae. The record is from RefSeq and is a predicted model, not a curated record. The coding region runs from base 1 to 612 and encodes 203 amino acids. The transcript has 3 exons.
AUGACAGGCUCACAAGAACACGACAACCUCGAGCGAAUCGUGCAAGAGAUUGUCGAGCUUAGUAAGAAGAUUCCAAACUCGGUCGCAGAAGCAACAAAGGAUGACAGGAUCUACGAUGUCAUGACCAACAUCGACGGCGAGUCUGCAUGGGCAACCUUCAAUCGAAGGUUCGAUAUCCUCUUCGGUGAAGACUGCCGCGACGAGAAUGGCCGGCUCCACCAUGUGCGACGAGGGAGACAUGGGAUGAACAAGGUUACAAGCUACCUCACCCGGAUCAUAGUCAACGAGAACUCGUUGAAGGGGUUCUAUGCCCCAGCAGCUGUCAAACUCAACAGGCUCAAGGCUGAGCUUGAGAUUCUCUGCUCGAAUUCUGACGGAGGCACAGUGGAAGCAGGACUCGGAGCAGUGGAGACGACGCAGUCCCCGAGCGCCAGCAAUUCGGUAGGCUCGCGCGCCAAGAAAGCAACGGCUGGCGCAGCUGGACAUGCGCAACCGGCAUCCUCGACCGCCGCAAAGCCGAAGAAAAAGACUGCCACGACGACAGGCAGUGCACAGCUGCUUUCGAAAGGUAUGAAAAAGAAGAAACUCGAGUUUACAUGUCACUCACCGUAG